Molecule: messenger RNA, 1060 nt
Organism: Anopheles darlingi
Lineage: Eukaryota; Metazoa; Arthropoda; Insecta; Diptera; Culicidae
Gene: Sec61beta
Product: protein transport protein Sec61 subunit beta
Exons: 3
Coding region: 188-487 (99 amino acids)
Biological process (GO): intracellular protein transport
Cellular component (GO): Sec61 translocon complex
Source: RefSeq, a predicted model, not a curated record
GUUUGCCGUCGACGUGUGUGAGGACGUGGAAAUCGUUGUGCGUGUGGCUCAUUCAGAAAUCCAAUCCGCAUUCACAUCGCGGAUUCACAAAUAAACUUUCCUCCAGCACACGUAGAUCGUUCCGUCGUCGUGUGGUGCCUCCAAAGUUGUUUUCCAUCCCGCGCAUUCCACGUAAAUAAAGUGCAAAAUGCCGACUCCAGCGAGUGCUACGUCCGUGGGCAGCGGUAGCCGAUCGCCCUCGAAGCCAACCUCGGCGCCCCGUGCGGCCGCCGGUGGUGCCAGCAACCUGAAGCAGCGCAAAACGACCACGACGACAACGGCGGCCCGGAAUCGCACGACAGGCACCGGAUCCGGUGGCAUGUGGCGUUUCUACACCGACGACUCUCCCGGCAUCAAAGUUGGCCCCGUUCCGGUUCUCGUGAUGUCGCUGCUGUUCAUCGCCUCCGUAUUUAUGCUGCACAUCUGGGGCAAAUACACUCGCUCGUAAAGUGUGUGUUUGUGCUGUCUCAUCUGUUUUUUGCUAAGAUCCGAUAUUUUCCCCUCAGUUCAGUUUGUUGAUUAUGUUUGUCCGCAUUGGAGUUCAAAAGUUACUGUUCCUGCCCUCUCGACUUUCCUUUACCGCACCCAUGCUCCCUCCGAUUACGCUCGCUUUCUCUCAGCCUGGUUAGCUCUAGAACUGCAAACUCUGAAAGAGAGCUAAACUGGGCGAAAGUGCAACAUGUGAGGGAGGGCAUACCGAAGGACCUCCGUGUCCGCGAUGGGUGCUUUCCAUGUUUCUGUGCGGCCAGCAGAGCAAUCGUGUCCAAGCGGCAUCAUCAACAACAUCAUCACCGUCACCACAACCACCACCGUGAUCAACAUUAAUGAUCGGAGAAUAUGACUGAGGCUUAUGUUCCACCGAUCUGCUGUGCCGAUCGUGCUUGGUUUUGCUCCAUUGCCUCCGCUUCCGGUUGCCCUCUGCUGGUCUCUAAUUUAAAUAUGAAAUUCUCUAGCUCAACGUAAGGCAAUCUUUAUUAUUACGUACGGAAGAGAGACAUAAUAUAAUUAUAUACAAAACCAG